Molecule: messenger RNA, 7037 nt
Organism: Gymnodraco acuticeps
Lineage: Eukaryota; Metazoa; Chordata; Actinopteri; Perciformes; Bathydraconidae
Gene: rhbdl1
Product: rhomboid, veinlet-like 1 (Drosophila)
Exons: 8
Coding region: 642-1751 (369 amino acids)
Cellular component (GO): membrane
Molecular function (GO): serine-type endopeptidase activity
Source: RefSeq, a predicted model, not a curated record
GGUAGCAGUCAGUGCAAUGGGAUAGAGGAGAGCGAGAGAAGGAGGAGAGUGAAUGCUGGAUCUGCCUCGCUUGCCUGUCGUCUGCUGAAGCUGGGUUGUACUGCCUGCUCCACACUGCACCGGCACACAGCAGAGUCACGGCCCGUUUGAAUCACCGUCUGUUCUCUCAGCACCACCGUGGACCCCCACAGCACCCCCCAGCAAAAGGACAACCAGGGACAGAGCUCACCACGCUUUCUCCAUCACCAAAAGGGGGACGCAGCAGAUUUCACCAAGGAGCCUGACGCUACAAUUUAGGCACUAGCUGCUAAACCUCAACCAAAUCCCCCCUCCACCUUGUCCCAUCCUUCCCAACACUCCUCUCUCACUCCUCCCUAUGCCCUUGUCCUCGGCGGCUCCUCUCACCUCCCUGGCCAGUAUAUGGAUAGAAGCUCCCUGUUUCAGCUCAUACAAGAGCAGGUAAGCGAGUGAGAAGGCAGGCGGCAGAGGUUUCUAUGGUUACGGGCUCCUGGCCACCUCGCCGUCUAUCCAGGGAUUGAGACGUGGAGGCUUUGGCUGGCGAGCCGAUGUUAGGAUUGAUAGCAGGGGCUGUUUGCACGGGCAAAAUGAGGGCGUGAGACAACACGACGGACGCAAGCAUCAUGGAGCCAUGUGUGCCCAGAGAAUGUGAGCUGGACCCAGACAACACCGGUUUCAUCGCAGUGGAGAACUUCACCAGCUUGGUGGAGCACCAUGAGCUGCAGCUGGACCCGUCCAAACUGGACAUGCUGUUAGCGCUGGUCCAGAGCAAUGAGGAGGGGCAGGUGUGCUACCAGGAGCUCAUCGAGCUGAUGAGCAGUAAGCGCUCCAGCAGUUUCCGACGGGCCAUAGCUAAUGGCCGCCGCACGCUGCAGAGGGAGAUCCUGCUGGACGAGACGGGGCUGGGUCUGUACAAACGCUUCGUCCGCUAUGUGGCAUACGAGAUCCUGCCCUGCGAGACGGACCGGCGCUGGUACUUCCACCAGAACCGCCUGUGUCCCCCGCCGGUCUUCAUCGCCAUCGUCACCAUCGUACAGAUCAUCGUGUUCAUGUGCUACGGCAUCAUGCUGAACAAGUGGGUUCUGCAGACCUACCAGCCCGACUUCAUGAAGAGUCCUCUGGUCUACCACCCCGGACACCGAGCUCAAGUGUGGCGCUUCUUCAGCUACAUGUUCAUGCACGUUGGUUUGGAGCAGCUGGGGUUCAAUGCUUUACUGCAGCUGAUGAUUGGCGUUCCUUUGGAGAUGGUCCAUGGUAUAUUACGGAUAAGUCUUCUAUACAUGGCAGGAGUGCUGGCCGGCUCGCUCACAGUGUCCAUCACCGACAUGCGAGCUCCGGUGGUGGGUGGGUCCGGAGGGGUCUACGCUCUGUGCUCGGCACAUCUGGCCAACGUCGUCAUGAACUGGGCCGGGAUGCGUUGUCCGUACAAGCUGCUCCGCAUGAUCCUGGCUCUAGUUUGCAUGAGUUCGGAGGUGGGUCGUGCCGUCUGGCUCCGCUUCUCCCCCCCGCUGCCCUCAUCGGGGCCCCAGCCCAGCUUCAUGGCCCACCUGUCGGGGGCCAUAGUGGGCAUCAGCAUGGGGCUGCUGAUCCUGCGCAGCUACGAGGAGAGCCUGCAGAAACAGUGCUCCUGGUGGGUCAUCGUCUUCUCCUUCAUCACCUUCCUCCUCUUCGCCAUCUUCUGGAACAUCUUUGCCUAUGAGCUGCUGGGGGUGCAGAUCCCGCCUCCUCCCUGAUGAAGGCCCCCCCCUCCCUCUCCACAGGUCCUAAUCCACACACACACUGACUCAAUUUUUUUUUUUAAAUCCCUCUUGGACCAUACUUAGCAUUUCCUCUCAAGUUAGACCCCAAUUAUAAGAAAUCAUUCAAAACAAAACUAAAUCUAAGAAUCCUUUUUUACAGAUACUUUGCAAAUCAAAGAAAUAUGUCUCUUUUAUUAAAGAGGGAUUACAGUAGCAACAAGAACAGGUGAAAGUUCCUCAGAUCCAUUUCGAGGAGCGUUGUAUCUUUUGAUGUAUACGUUUUGAAAUCUCAUCCACAUUACCAGCACUAACCUUUCAGUGAGCAUUUAUCCGCCAUGCUCUUUAUUUCAGAGGCUUCUUGAAAAGCUGUUUCAUCAUUUGUUUCUUUGUGUGCAUCUCUCAUACAUUGUUGACACGUGCCUGUGGUGAAAAGCAAAGGGAAUAAAAGGGAGGCAAACAGUAGAGUGACAAUGCUGGAGAAACACUAAGAGACAUUUUUCUUUUAUCACGCCUGAAUCUGAGUCCUCGGGCUGUGCCAAAAGUCAGAGCUGCAGCUGCUUUAAAUUAAGAUUAAAGAAGAAUUUCAGGAAAAGUUUAUUUCUAGACUAGAGGGUAGCAAUACAACAAAAAAAUUCUGAAGAACCAAAUGAAAUAUGAUUGCUGUUGUGUUUUUGUGAUUCCACAGCCCUGUUGUAACUCACCGGGUGACUGUGGCGUUUUCAAAAUCGCUGAUUGAAAAACAAAAAACAACUUACAAAACGUUUUUCUCAAAUUGAGCUGCCAAGAAGGGUCUCCUGCCCAAUUUGAAAACAAAAUGCUUCGAGUGCAAAUGGUUCUCCCAAAGCAGGAAGAAUGAGAGGGUGAUUUGAAACGCAAGAUUUCAGGCACGUUUAAUUCUGUCAUCCUCAAGAAGACAUCUUCCUUUUCACCUCAUGGGAUCUUUAUAAAUGAGAAGACAUCCGUUUUUCUUUUACAUUUUUUACAUGGCAUUAUACCUACACUGUGGAUACCGAGACAUAUUUCACACAACAUAGACGUGAAGAUGGGAAAUGAAAGCGAACGCGUGACAUGGAGAAAAAGAAAAAAUGAAGCUCGCUAGAAAAAAGACGGAUCAAGUUUCCUGGAUGGUCAUCGCUUCCCCGGGUGAUCUCCGCCUGUUGUCGAACUAAACACCAACUUGCUAAGCGCACCGUGUAAAAUAUGCCAUGUCAUGCUCUGUGGCUCUCAGCGAGACAAGGACACACACACACACACACACACACACAGUUUCUCCUCUUUGUCUUUGAGAGCAGCCACCGCCUGAUUCUGAAGGUCAACGUGGACAAACCGAAGAGAACACACACACACACACACACACACACACACACACACACACACUGGCCCCUGCCUGUUCUCGCUCUGACAGACUGGACUGGGGAGGGCGUGGAUGUGUCAUCACCUGACCUCUGACCUUUGCGUCCCAGAGGGCAUUGGGAUCUCUGUCGGGCCCGGUCUAUACCUCAGUUUCUCAUCCUUAGGGACUGUAUACUUUUGUAAAGGAAUGUACCUAUAAAGAAAAGAAAAAAAGAGUGUUAUUAAGCUGUCCCCAUUUUUCUUUUUGAUAGUGGAUGUGUAUAUCGUAUGUUCAUAGUUCAUAACCAAGAGUAUAUUUAUUUGGUCUCAUCUCCUCUUUGACGAGGAAGAGUUUCAAAUGGUGCAAACUUAUUGCUAUGAUUGUUGUUCUUCUGAUUACUCCUGUCCUGUAUGCUCCUCUGAAAAAUAAUCCACGAGGCAGAAUCCCCACACAAGCUUGAUUUUAUAAAUCUUUAGUGCUUUACAAAAUAAGCCAUAGAAAGAACUAAUUGGAGAGGGUGAAAGAAAAAGAUGUUGGAUUGGUAGCUUUAAUUUUGUUCGUGUGAUCAAACAUUUAUCCUCAUUUUGAAACCGGUGAUGUGAAAGAAGACAAACUGUGCAGCCUGUAAAACAGAUAUUUUCAUGUAGCGAGACACAUUUUUACAACUUGUUCGUUAACUUGUUCGCAGCUUUAAUUUGCGCGCACAUCUCCUCUCCCCCCCUGCAGCAACUCUUCUUUUGCAAGUAACAAAAUAUGGACAGUGCUUCUGUCAUAUAUUUCUCCUGAGUGAUUCAAGCUUUUUGGAAAGCUGAGGCGAGGAUAGCAAUUAGAUUUUCUCCUGCUACGUUCCAUUUUUCAGCCUUCAAUCAAUAAUUCAUUUGAAUGUCCACUGGCUGCAUGAGGGUAAAAAAUAUUAUGCAUUUGCCAAUUUUGAUAGUCGGUCAUAAAUACAUUCCUUUGCAUUUGCUUCCACAUGAAACUGUCAGUAGUGACAGAAGACUCGGCGCUAAAUGAGGAAUUCCAUAGCCAGAAAAGCCCUGUUUCGGAUGCAUUAAAAGGAAAGGAUAAGCUAAUACGUAGUAUUAAAGAAUCCUUGAUGGGAACUCCUGUGUAUACUACGAAAUACUUUUUGCUCAGGAUAGCAAAGAUGCAUUGAUGAAUAAUUUACACAUACCCUGUUAGCCUAUAAUGAAGAUAAAGAGGAUGCCGGAGAAGAGGUUAAUGUUCCUCUUUAACUGAAGAUUCACAGGAACCCAUAGGGCCUGUAAAAGGGGGCUAGUAAAUGUUUUUCUUGUGCACAUUAAAUGUUAAUAUUACCUUUACUCGAAGUACAUGCAGGACUAAAAACAGUGAGUUUGUGUCCCCCGAAACAGAUACUAACCUGAGUUGUUCUCAUACAAAGUGAGAUGCAGAGUUUUGGAUUCGCUAUUAUGUUAUUUUCUGAAAAAGGCAGACAAUAUCCUCAACACAAGAAAAAAUUAAGUGUGUGCAUGUUAGAAAAACAGGUGGACAGGAAAUGUUUUUAGGCUUUUUUAGCACUUUUCAACAACAAGGCAGUUCAAAAACAUUAAAAGCAUUAGAGCCACAGAAACACAUCAUGCAAUUACAUUUAAAAACAAAAAUCCAAGAGUAUACCAACAAAAACCAGCUCAAAUAGAAUAUGAAAGGUAUAAAAUACAAGACGAAAAGUCACAGACCAGUUUAAAGAGUAGUUUUUUUACCUAUCUGUAGGACAAGUCUCCUCAGCCACUCAGCUUUCAGCAUCUUAAAGAAAGUCAUAGAGGCCUGUCUCCCAUCCUCUGGUUAACAGUAUAUGACGUUAAAUGGUUAGUGAGGGACAUCAGAAGGUGUCUUUAUAAAACCAGCUGCUGCGUACGUGCUCUCCCAUCAUGCCGCACACCCCCCCCUGUCAGGAUGAUGCAUGGCUGCGUGCGUAAACAGGAUAUCUUCCUUUAAUAAGUGGACCUGACAGGCUGCAUGAUGUUAAUUUAAUCGCUGUCUUUUGAUUGACACUUUUGUUUUCAUCAGUACAAAGGGAAGGCGUGGUGAGGGAUGGCAUGAGCUGAAUAGAAGCAGACUAUCAAUAACGUAUGAUAAAUAAUAAACAAUGUGAUCCAUCACUUAAAGUAAUAAGAGGUCAGACUGUUUGAGUCUCUUGGAGAUCAUGCAUUGUGUUUGUGAUGCAGCUAACCUUGCAUACAACAUAGCCUGAUUUGAAACUAAAAACAAUUAAAUCCUUAGUUAAGACACCAUGAAACCUAGGCAACAGGUUGUUUUUUGUACCUAAAAAAUGCCUCAUAGUGUUUGUGUUUUCAUGACUGUAUGCUCAAGGACCUCUUAUGGUUGCAGUGAUUCAGAGUUUUUGAGAAAGCUAUUUGAUUGACUGUUUAAUACCCUCACUCACUGCUGACUCCUCUAAACCGGCCUGAUGAUUUGCAGAGUUAAAAUCUUUGAGAUCCCAUUAGAUUCAAGCUAUUUUUGUUAGUGCUAGGUCUUCUGUUACCGCUCAUCUUUGUCCUUUUUGUAAGUAAACAACUGCUUUAGUAGGAAAGCAUUGAGUUCAAUCUACUAGGCUGAAAACAAGUCUUUGAUAUUCUGUUGCAAACCUUUGUUUUGGUAAAAAAACACACUUAAAGGUUGGUCUCAUUUUGAACCGUAGCAUCUGCAGAUCAAUUGCAUACCUCGUUAGAGUCCACACAAGUUGGCCUCAAUAUAAGUUAAAUACAUCUCUGUUCUGGAUAUUUGCCGCCAUUUGGACUGUAAGGGAGCCUUGAUGGACAAUUGAGUGAUUGAGAUUCAACUGUUUAUGAUAAGGAGACACACUUACAGAUCUGCUGAGUUAUCAUACAUGAACCCUGGUUGAUGUGACUGCACACAAAAUACUGUUCAUUUCUGUUUUCGUCCUAAAAAUGCAGCAUACUUGACAUUUCUUUGCUUAUUUUCUAUUGCUGUAUUUCAUCAAACAUGGGCUGUUUUGCACCUAAUGUAUACAUGUUGCCAUAUUCUCUACUGCCAUAAACAUUCUUCGAUGGUUUUUUACCUCCCUAUGCCAAUCCAUUGUGCUGUUAUGCCCAAUGCCUUGUUAUCGUAUACACGCCCACAUUUUAGCACCGGGCAGAAAGGCUGCUUUGCUGUGUUUCUCUCCAUGAUCAUGCACAGAAUGCAUAAGAGCGAUAAGCCGCAGUGCAAACAACUGAGAGGUUGUUAAUAUAUCCUGUAGCUGCUCUGAACUGCUGCCAGGUUGCCUUUUCUUAGUCUUUAUUGCUACUUAGAUAUACAUGGGUAACUCACUGCAGGAUUGUGCAACUAAAUCAGUAGCAACAACCAAUACAUUUACUGAGGACGUUGAAAUCUGAAAUGCUGGUUUAGGCCCCGAAAAGCAGACUUUUGGCUGUAGUUCUCAAAGUGAUCCGGCAUCUAUACAUAAAAUCAGUGUCAAAGGUUAGAUUUUAAUUUGAAUAUUAAAAUAACAAUAUCAAAGAUUUUCAUUUAGAUAAAUAUCGGGUAAAUUGCUACCGCUAAUAAAGGUCUAACAAUGGUGAUGAUAACUUAUCAAAUCUCUUAUUUUUGCGGUAUUAUGAAACACUGGGUGUCUGGUGACAUUCCCGGGAAAAACACAAGUGGCAAUCUUUGGGAAGUUAGAUCCAAAAAUACACUGCAAUUACUGCUUAUCGCCAUAUGUCCUGUCGAAGAUAACGAAAUCUUCAAGAUUGUAAUUUUAAUUUAACAGAAACAACAUAAACUGGCUGGGACAUCACAAACUAAACAUGCAUCUGUGAAUUUAAAUGCUUGCAGGUUGUCAUAGUUCAAGAACUGAUACAUUAGCAACUAGCAACAUUAGCAACCAGCAACAUUAGCAACUAGCAACAUUAGCAACUAGCAACAUUAGCAACAUUAGCCACUAGCAACAUUAGCAACUAGCAACAUUAGCAACCAGCAACAUUAGC